This is a messenger RNA of Plectropomus leopardus (leopard coralgrouper), 2368 nucleotides long. NCBI's taxonomy places the organism in Eukaryota, Metazoa, Chordata, Actinopteri, Perciformes, Serranidae. The record is from RefSeq and is a predicted model, not a curated record.
ACCAGCUCAUCUGAUGGUCCUCAGUGUGUCCCUGCCCGGAUUACAGGACUUGAUUUUGCGGCGAAAUGCCACCCAAAGAGCCGCAGCUGACUGGACUUCAAGCACCGACUGCAGCUAAAUGAGGAUGGAAAUGUUGCAGAGGGGAAACCUGAGGAGAGGAGUGGGGCUCUGCCUCCUGCUGAUGGCUCUCGUACACGAGGCCACAGGCCAGAGAAGGAGGACAGGACGCAGGAACAACUACAGGCUGCAUGACGAUGGAGGAAACGGUCUGACAUGUUCGUUGGAGGUGGCGUUCAUCCUGGACAGCUCGGAGAGUGCAAAAAUAUUCCUGUUUGAGAAGCAGAAGGCCUUCGUGUUGAGCUUCAGCACCCGCCUCUCUAUGCUGCAGGUCGCCGGCUGGACGCUGAAGAUACGAAUGGCCGCGCUUCAGUACAGCAGCUCUGUGUCCAUAGAGCACCGAUUCUCAGCCUGGAAAGACCUGGAUUUAUUUCACAGUCAAGUCAGCACCAUGACCUACAUCGGCCACGGCACCUACACCACCUACGCCAUCACCAACGCCUCGCAGCUGCUGGUGCAGGAGACGCCGGCGGACAGCGUCAGGGUUGCAGUGCUGAUGACGGACGGGGUCGACCAUCCCCGUAACCCUGAUGUGAUUGCAGCUGCAGCCGAGGCCAAAGGUCACGGCAUUAAGUUCUUUGCUGUCGGUUUGUCAGACAUCGGUCAGCAGAGCCAGAAUAACGCCAAACUGCGGGCCAUCGCCAGCACGCCUGCUCAGCAGUUUGUCCAAAGUCUUCUUGAUCCUCAGCUGGAGGAGAAGCUGUUCAAAGAGAUGGGUGCAGUUGCAUUUGAAGGGUGUCCCCAGGCUCAGGUGUGUUUGUGUGAGAGAGGAGAGAGGGGCCCUCCAGGAAGUCCGGGUAGAAAAGGGGACCCAGGCUUCAGAGGGUCACCUGGUCCAAAAGGAGGGAGGGGAGAACCUGGCUUGAACGGUCGACCUGGAAAUGAUGGUCCAGAGGGUCGUCCAGGUUACAAGGGCAACAAGGGGGAGAGAGGAGACUGUGGCGCUCCCGGGGAAAAGGGUGACACUGGACCUGAGGGACGUCCAGGCCAGCGAGGAUCAAAAGGAGAACAGGGUGCAAUAGGACUUCCAGGUGACAUGGGACCUGAGGGACCACCAGGACCUAAAGGGGACAGAGGGCCCACCGGUGCUUCUGGACCACCGGGGGACUUUGGGAUCGGAUUCCCAGGAGCCAAGGGUGAAAAAGGAAUUCAGGGGAGAUCAGGUCCUGUAGGUCCUGUUGGGAUCGGAGAACCAGGACUACCGGGCCCCCCAGGACCACCCGGAGCACAGGGGAACUCUGGACCACCUGGAGAGGGGCUUCCAGGGCCAAAGGGCGAUCGAGGAUACGAGGGGCCCAGGGGCAACCGGGGACCCCCUGGAGUUGGGGUCAAAGGUGAAAAGGGAAAUUUCGGGCCGCCGGGGUUUCCAGGUCCACUCGGUGCUCCAGGUUUAGGACUUCAAGGAGAAAAGGGGGAUCAGGGCCCAGGUGGACCUACAGGCCCCAGAGGAGCUCCAGGUAUUGGUAUAACAGGAACAAAGGGGAACCAGGGCCUCCCAGGUGAGCCUGGACUGAGAGGUGAGAGAGGAGUUGGAGAGCCAGGACCCAAAGGCGACCCGGGGUCAGAGGGGUUAUCAGGUAUACCAGGUGAGCCAGGAGAGGACGGAGCCCCGGGACAAAAGGGCGACGUCGGGUUGCCGGGGCCCAGGGGCCCUGACGGUGCUCCUGGUAAAGGCGUACCUGGAGUGAAGGGAGACAGAGGGGACAGGGGGACCAGGGGACAGCCAGGUGCAGUCGGUCCUGUGGGUCCGAUGGGGUCAAAGGGGGAACCAGGAAUCAUAGGACCACCAGGUGUGCCUGGACCUCCAGGGAGGGGUAUGGCCGGUGCCAAGGGAGAACCGGGACAACGAGGCCCAGCUGGAGCUGUGGGGGAGCAGGGGAUUGGUUUAACUGGACCAAAGGGGGACAGAGGGUCACCGGGGCCUGCUGGGAUACCUGGACAGAAAGGUGACGGGUACCCCGGUCCUCCAGGACUUCCAGGACCUCCUGGUCUGAUAGGAGAGACCGGAUCAGAUGGCGUCGGUUUACCUGGACCAAAGGGGGACAGAGGUUUGCCUGGACCUCCUGGACCUGCUGGGCCACCAGGAAUUGGCCUCAUUGGUCCGAAGGGUUUGGUUGGACAGAUGGGACCACCUGGAGCACAGGGGUUACCUGGAGAGGGGAUCCAAGGACCAAAGGUAACACUGAACGCUGUCGGCUGCAGACUCUUCAAGUUUGAUCUUGAAAAUCAGCUGCAUUCGGCAGUUUAUUAG